CCAGACAAAUUGUCAGUGUGCGCUGAGUCGAGCUAUGAGGCGAUUGCGUGUUCGCGUGCGUGUGAAACUAGCAUAAAUGCUAUAUUUAACCAGUGCACAAAACAAAGAAACUAUAGACUCUGAGCCAUAAAAAGAAAGUACAACAUGAUUAUAAGGACUGGGAUAGUCGUUUUAUGUGUAAGCAUCACCAUAGCAGCGAAUACUCCGAUCAACGCCACGCCGGCUUUGAUGCUAUCCCCAUUUAUCAAACAAAAUCGCCUCCAGGAAGCAAGAAACGCAUCUUCAGUCAACAGCACACUCUUCCUGAAUAUCACGAGCCAUGCCGGAUUCCUUACGGUUGACUCGUCGUAUAAUUCCAACAUGUUCUUUUGGUACUUUCCCGUGGCAGGGAAACCUGUUAAUGAGACGCCAUGGAUAAUUUGGUUGCAAGGAGGACCAGGCGCCAGCAGCUUGGCUGGGCUGUUCGAUGAAAUAGGCCCGUUUCAGUAUGAUAGUGCGCAGUUGAAACGACGCCAGUGGUCAUGGGGCAACAACUACUCGCUGCUGUUCGUGGACAACCCGGUGGGUGCCGGAUUCAGUUUCACCGACAAGCAAGACGGAUUCGUGAAGGAUAUGGAAACGUGCUCCAAGUAUCUCUACAACGCACUACAGCAGUUCCUGACGAUCUUUCCUGAGCUAAGAACUGCGCCGCUGUACAUCGCUGGGGAGUCCUACGCCGGCCGCUACGUGCCGGCCUUCGGGUACAAGAUCUUGGAGGAGCAGCCUACGGGCAACGCGUCUAUCAAUUUGAAGGGUCUCACGAUGGGCAACCCAAUCAUCGAUCGCAUUGACGCCGCGAACAUCUCGUCGGUGUACUACCACUGGGGUUUACUGGACACACAAGGCUUGCUCGCUGUCAAACCACUACAGGAUAAAUACAGCCAGGCCGUAGAGCAGAACAACCUGCAAGAAGCUUGGGACCUCCGCGAUCAACUCAACCAGUUAUUGGUAGACAUCUCCCAACAACCCAACCACUUCAACCUGCUGAACGAAUCAGGCAAUCUUCGCUCAUUCACUGGCUUCAUAGAUCAGCCUCACAUAAAGGAAGCUCUUCACGUCGGUACCAUACAGUUUACGUUCAACAAUGGAUCGGUGGACGAUGCUCUGAUGAAGGAUUUCCUUGGACCUAUUAGACCGAAGCUGGAAAAUCUUUUAGAACAUUAUAAGAUUAUGGUUUACUGCGGUCAACUGGACCUGACUGCGCCGUGCGAGCUGGCAGCGGACUCUCGGCGCAAGCGCUGGCACUGGAGUCAUCGCGACGACUUCCUCAAGGCCCCGCGACGGCCCUGGACGGUUAAUGGAACGUUGGCUGGCUACAUAAAAGAGGGCGGCGGUUUAACCGAGGUUCUGGUCCGCGGAGUAGGGCUGGUUCCCCUCGACGCUCCUGCAGCUUCGUACGCACUGCUCCAACACUUCAUACGAGACGACGACCUACCUAUACCCCCCGACUUCAAAGAUAAACCGGAAUAUACGCCGCCGUAUGUCGAUAAUCAACCUACAAAUCAGCCGACGCUAAGAAACAACGCACUUAUAGCGUCAGUAGUACUAAAUGUGCUCCUUAUAGUCUGCCUUAUUAGUGGUGUUGUCGUAUAUAUGAGAUUUAAGAGAAGAAGCGAGGCAUAUUUCUACAGCACCGUGGAGGACUCUAUAUCUGAUGGUAUUUUAACCAUGGCCUACGUCAAGCAGGGCGGCGGUCUAACAGAAGUUCUGGUACGUGCAUCAGGCCACCUGGUACCCAGAGACGCACCUGCCCAGGCUUACCAGCUUAUCAACUCCUUCAUCAGUCAGAACGCAACAUCUUGGUACUACACGGAUAAAGCCGAGUACACUCCGAUGACUGUUGAAAAAGAUCCAUUAGGAGCUAUUUGGCGCAUCACUACUAAAUAUAGAGCAAAUCACGGCGUGGAGGAAUCUAUCGCGAAUCGCGAGCGGGCGUGGGAGCGGCUUUAUGCUAAACAGGUCGUUGGUACCCCGCGAGCGUACCUGUUCAUCGGCCCUAAAAUCUCGACCGUUGUGAUACUCACUGGCCAUCGAGAAAAACAAGUGACUGCAAAAGUGGGGGAAGUUUCAGGCAGACUAGCUGUGACCGUGGGAAAAAUGUUGCUAAUUUGGGCUUUAACCUUAGUUUGCGCAGCGUCAUGUUCCGAUCGGUUCUCCUUACCCGAGCUGCCUCCUGGCGAGGCACCGGACCGUAUCCUCAAGUUCAUGGAGGAUACGUACAAGACCGGCCGAGGCAAGUCCGCGUCCGAGGCGGGGGAGCCUCUGCUCCUCACCCCGCUCAUUGAGCAGAAUAAGCUGGAGGAGGCUAGAGAGGCGGCGAAGGUUGACUCCGAUUACAUACUUCCUGACAUGGACAGCUAUGCUGGGUAUUUGACAGUGAACAAAGAGUACAACGCGAACCUCUGGUUCUGGUAUUUCCCGGUAACCGACAAGAAGGUGGAAGAGACUCCCUGGAUCAUCUGGCUGCAAGGCGGCCCUGGUGUGUCCUCGCUGUACGGGCUGUUCACCGAAAUCGGACCGUUUGUCGUCAAUGAAGACGGCAAUUUGGAAGAACUAAAAUAUUCUUGGGGCAAGAACCACUCGCUGCUGUUCAUAGACAACCCCGUCGGUACAGGCUUCAGUUUUACUUCGGAUGAUCGAGGAUAUGCCACCAAUCAAACCACGAUCGGCGAGAACUUGUACACAGCACUGCAACAGUUCCUGACAUUGUUCCCCGAGUUGAGGAAGGCGCCACUGACGAUCGCCGGUGAAUCGUACGCUGGCAAGCACAUCCCGUCCAUAGGCAUUCAGAUCCUGUGGAACAGGGACAGGGACCAAGACCAGCCCAUCAAUCUACAGGGUCUAGCCAUCGGCAACGGUUUCAUCGACCCCCUGUCGCUGCAACGUUAUAGUUACUUCGUGCGCGAGGUCGGCCUAGUGGACGAUAACGUCGCCGACUCCAUGCGACACUUGGAGCUGGCCGUCACCCAGUUCAUUAACAACGGGGAGAUGGUUAAAGCUUAUGCGUAUUACAACUAUCUGCUAACCACAUUCCUCCGCGAAUCCCAACUGGACAAUCUGUACAACUUCCUUCAAACCGACAUCGGCCUCGGCGGUCCUCACAUAGAAUACCUCGAGCGUAACGAAGUGCGCCGCGCUCUGCACGUCGGCAACACCAACUUCACGUCGGUCGGCGUGGUGUACAGGAAGCUGGUGCCGGACUUCAUGAACAGCGCUAGGACGUGGCUUGAGGAGCUGCUGGAGAACUACAGGGUCAUGCUUUAUAAUGGGCAUCUCGACAUCAUAGUGGCGUACCAUCCGUCGGUGAACACGUACAACUCCCUCAACUUCUCCGGUACGAAAACCUACAAGACAGCAAAGCGCAACCCUUGGUACCACGACGACAAACUCGCUGGAUACGUAAAAAUCGCCGGAAACCUGACUGAAGUGAUGGUCCUAGGGGCAGGACACAUGGUGCCCGCUGACAAGCCGGCGCCAGCGCUUGGUCUGAUCUCGGCCUUCGCCCGCGGCCUGUCUUUGGACGAUGACACGGGGAACCUCGUCAACAUAGAUAGAAAGUCUUUGCGGACCCGCCAACUCCCAGUGCAAUAGUCAUAUCGAGUCAUAUCUUUUGUAAAAGUGUUAAUAA
Messenger RNA from Cydia splendana, 3667 nucleotides. RefSeq lists its product as uncharacterized. Gene Ontology annotation, biological process: proteolysis. Lineage: Eukaryota; Metazoa; Arthropoda; Insecta; Lepidoptera; Tortricidae. The coding region runs from base 145 to 3630 and encodes 1161 amino acids. Gene Ontology annotation, molecular function: serine-type carboxypeptidase activity. The record is from RefSeq and is a predicted model, not a curated record. The transcript is spliced from 19 exons.